Ostreobium quekettii is the source of this 1938-nucleotide messenger RNA. The record is from the annotation of a GenBank genome assembly. Lineage: Eukaryota; Viridiplantae; Chlorophyta; Ulvophyceae; Bryopsidales; Ostreobiaceae.
AUGAAGGGCGGGAUCAAAAAGCGACCCGACGUGAUCGAGGUGCAGGACCUGGCGGCGGAGCGCCUGGAGUCCACGGGCGUGAUCCGGUCGCUGGGCUCGGCGCACGACCCCACGCGGUUCGCCGCACUGCGCCGGCUGCGGGCGUUCCUGGAGGGGCGGUCGCGGAUGGCGGCGGCGGACAUGGCCAAACUGUGGAGGGGGAUCUUCUACGCGUUCUGGCACGCGGACGGCGUGGCGUACCAGACACAUUUGGCAGACGAGCUGUCAGGCAUCGUGGAGGGUCUGCAAGAACAGGUUGCACCUUUGUAUGUGGCUGGCCUGUUCAGCACAAUGAGGCGAGAGUGGAUUGGUAUAGACUAUUUGCGAUUGGACAAAUUCCUCAUGCUGGUGCGAAAAUUCCUGUCCAGUACAUUCCGGAGGAUUCAUGCAUCAGGCUGGUGCUCAACACACUGCCGCUGCCUCAUGGAUGUGCUUGAGAAUGAGAUUUUCCUCCCACAAAGUGGACCAUCGGCUGCUGGUCUGGCAUACCAUGUUGCAGACUUGUAUGUUGAAGAGCUCUGCAAGGUGGUGGAUGGUUCAUGUCACAAGCUGCCAUGCUGGAGUGGGAUCAAGUUGCUUCUGCAGCCGUUCAUCAACUGCAUAUUGAAAACCAGCAAUGAAGCUCUGGUCAAGCGCGUCAGGAGCACGGUGUUCCAUGAGCUGCACCAGAGCAGCAGCCAUCUUGCCUUCGCCAACAUGCAGCCCUUGCGGAUGAAACGACUGUUCCUGGAUGCUGUCCUGGAGGCUGCCACAGAGGUUGGUAGGACUGCGGCUAUUGAGCUUGCUGAGGAAAUUGGCGAGCUCAGUGUGGCAGUGCACGAUGGCGACAUGGGGCAUGAUCAUUGUGUGGAGGUAGGCAGUGAACAUGCAUGCGCCACCAAGGCCGCUGCGACUUCUGAGGAGGGUGGAUCAUCCACAGGUGUCCACGACGGAGGCAGUUGCAGUGUGUCUGUACCAGCAAGCACAGAUGCAAAAUCAGACGGGUCAAAAGUGGGGCGCAAGAAAAGGAAGAAUGUUGCUGCGAUGGAGGCAUUGCUGAGCCUGGAUGAGCCACUUAACCAGCAACUGACCUCCAAAAAGAGGAAGAAAAUGAAGAAGCAGAUGAUGGCUGACGCCCUGGUGGCAGUGGAGGCCAGUGAGCGAAGGAAGACACAGGCUCAGGUGAAUGGGGCGUCUGAUCGUCUGGGUGAGGAAUUGGGGCUGCAGACAUCAGAUGAAGCUGGCUUUCAGAAGAAUGAGAGGAAGCGCAAAAGGAAGAAACCUGAUGGUGGCGCCAGCGAGACUCUGAAGGGGGUUCCAAACCCUACAGCCGAACAACCAAGCUCCGCCACUGCAAGGAAACAACCCAAGAAUGGGCAGGAGAUGGGUGGCACUUGUAAUGGGGCUGCCAGUUCAAAUGGCACGGUGAAAGCUCCGAAAGAUGUCACCGCUGCCCGAGCGUGGAUUGAGGACACUGCAAGUGACGAGGGUGGGGUGGAGGGCAAGGGGGCGAAGGCACUCCAACAACAAGGCGCAAGGACAGGAAACAAUAAUCAUUGUGUGGAAUUGCCAAGAGACAGGGGCCGAAAGAAAAAAGCAAAGCGUGGGAAUAGGCAAGCGACAAUGGCAGAGCAAGCGAUGGCGUGGCUGUCUCAGAUGCGCAUGGCUCUCACAGGGCCGGACCCUGAAACAAAGGAGAGGGUCGAAAAUGCCAACAAGCAAUGGGUCGAGUUCUACUCGAACUCCAAUGGGAGCAACGGGAAUGGAGCGGAGCACACGCCCCAAAAAGGGAAGCCACAUCGAGUGAAGUUUGCACUAGGCAAGAAUGUGGUUGCGGGCAUGGACAAGCCGCUGCCCCCCAAAACGCUAACGAAUCCUCCUGAGACAUCUCCCAAGGGGCCAAUUCUCAGGAGACAUUAG